This is a messenger RNA of Ylistrum balloti, 5792 nucleotides long. Its product is annotated as hypoxia up-regulated protein 1-like. Gene Ontology annotation, biological process: cellular response to hypoxia; negative regulation of hypoxia-induced intrinsic apoptotic signaling pathway; endoplasmic reticulum unfolded protein response. NCBI's taxonomy places the organism in Eukaryota, Metazoa, Mollusca, Bivalvia, Pectinida, Pectinidae. Bases 84 to 3233 code for a protein of 1049 amino acids. Gene Ontology annotation, cellular component: endoplasmic reticulum chaperone complex. The record is from RefSeq and is a predicted model, not a curated record. The transcript is spliced from 25 exons. Gene Ontology annotation, molecular function: ATP-dependent protein folding chaperone; ATP binding.
CUACACUUUGCCGGUUCACAAAAUAUUGUUACUGUCACGUCGAAUUCCAUUAUUUAUACCGAUUUACCAGCAAAACGAAGAGGAUGAUGAUGCCCAGGCUGGGCCAGUUACUGGCCAUCACUACAGUUCUGUGCUGCUAUGUAUCAUUGACAGUGGGAUUCAAUUUAGCUGUCAUUGCAAUAGAUCUGGGCAGUGAAUAUACAAAGAUUGCUCUUGUCAAGCCUGGAGUCCCAAUGGAAAUUGUGCUGAAUGAUGAGUCCUCCAGGAAGACGGCGUCGAUGGUGGCCAUGAGAGAUGGUGAGAGACACUAUGGACAGGCGGCUGUCAAUACAGGUGUCCGCUUCCCUAAAAAGGCCUUCUGGUAUCUGAUGCACAUCGUAGGGCUGAAAUAUGAAGAUCCACAAGUGGAGCUCUACAGGAAGCGGUUCCCAUACUACAAUCUUAUCAAAGACGAGGACAGGGGCACAGUGUUGUUUCAGUUAGAGGAUGACUCUACAUACAGUCCUGAAGAACUAAUAGCCAUGCAGCUAGAGAAAGCAAAAGCAUAUGCUGAGACAUUUGCAGAUCAGCCAAUCAAAGAUUGUGUUAUUACAGUCCCAGCAUUUUUCAGCCAAUCACAAAGAAAAGCUAUAAUACAAGCUGCAGAAAUGGUUGAUCUCAAUAUUCUACAGAUCCUGAGUGAUAAUGCUGCAGUUGCCUUGAACUAUGGAGUGUUCAGAAGAAAAAACUUCAACUCCACGAUGCAGUAUUAUAUGUUUUAUGACAUGGGAGCGACCAGUACUACCGCCACAGUUGUAGGUUAUCAAAUGGUUAAGAUGAAGGAAGGAACCCGAGUAGAAACGAAUCCUCAGCUGGUGAUCAAGGGUGUAGGAUAUGACAAGAACCUUGGUGGACUUGAGGCUACCCUAAGGAUGCGCGAUCACCUAGCAAAAUCUUUUACCAAGUCAAAGAAAACUAAGGAGGAUGUGUACAAGAGUCCACGUGCCAUGGGCAAACUCUUCAAGGAGGCAGAACGGGUGAAGAAAGUGCUCAGUGCCAAUAAUGAUCAUUUUGCACAGGUUGAGGGACUUUUGGACAAUGAAGAUUUCAGGGUGAAGGUCACACGUGCUGAACUAGAAGGUAUGACAAUGGAUCUGAUGAAAAGAGUCACUAAACCAAUCGAAGAUGCAUUGAAGAUAUCUCAAGUGACUUUGCCAGAAAUCACAGAAAUUAUCUUGUUUGGCGGUGGGACCAGGACUCCCAAAGUGCAGACCAUACUCAGCGAGUUCUUAGGACGGCAGGAGCUUGGGAAGAGUAUCAACAGUGAUGAAGCUGCAGCCCUUGGUGCUGUGUAUCAAGCUGCUCACCUUGGUAAAGGCUUCAAAGUGAAAAUGUUCGGAAUAAAAGAAGGCACAAUUUUCCCUAUAUCCGUUGAGUUCGCCAGGCAGACAGCAGGACAAGACGACAGUGCAGUGAAGCAGAAGACCGUGAAGAGAACCUUAUUUGGUCGGAUGAAUCCAUUUCCACAGAAAAAAGUGAUGACAUUUAACAAACACGUCAAAGAUUUCACCUUCAAUGUGACUUAUAGUGACCUAUCCUUCCUGUCAGAAGAAGAGGUCAGAUCCAUGGGCAAUCCUUUGCUGGCCACCUACACUGUUACUGGUGUAGAUACUGCCUACAGUAAACACGCUGAGGAUGCCGACAGUAAAGGAGUGAAGGCACACUUCAGACUGGACGAGAGCGGUAUACUUCACAUGGAUAAGGCUGAGGUGGUGUUUGAGAGACAGGGGCCAGCAGAAGAGGAAUCCACAUGGUCAAAGAUUGGCAGUACACUUGGUGGGUUAUUUGGAUCGAGUACUGACAAAGAGACGAAGGUUGAGGAUGCUGAUCCUGGAACAGAGGUCCCUGCUGAGGAAGAAGAAGAAAGCAAAAAGGAGAACGGGAAUGAAAAGGAACAAAGAAAGACAGAAGGUGAAGAUGAAAAAGAAGAAAAAAAAGAAGAGGAAGUGAAAGAAAAAGAGGAGGAAAAAUCGGAAGAGAAAAAGGACGACAAGAAAGCUACAGAAGAUGAGAAGGCUAAAGAUAAGGAAGUAAAUGGGACAGACAGUGAGAAUGCCACGAAAUCAGACGAGGACAAGAAGGCUAACAAAACUACGACCAUCAAAGUGGAUUUAACGUCGGAGUUCAAGACGUACGAAAUCCCGCAGCUCAGUACCGACCAGCUGAAAGAUAGCAAGAAAAAAUUAGCAGAUCUAACGGCCAAGGACAAAGAGAAGAAACUGUUAGAGAAAGCUAAGAAUGAUCUGGAGGCAUUUAUCUUUGAUAUGGGUGACCGACUCUCACAACCGUUAUACGAAAAGUGCUCAACUGAGACAGAGAGAGAGGAGUAUAGUAAAACUCUGUCAGAAUCGUCAGAUUGGAUGUACGAACAGGACGAUGACGCCAAGAAAGAAAUUUACACAGAAAAGCUAAGGGAGCUGAAGAAGAUGACGAGAGAUCUAGAAAUGCGGGUGACAGAGAUGAAGGAACGACCUGAGGCGUUACAAGCACUUGAAUCCAUGUUAAACCACUCUGUGUUCUUCCUGAAGACGGUGCAGAACCUUUCUCAGGUGGAGGAACCCAUCUUCACUGAAGUAGAAGUCACGACUCUCGGGAAACUCAUCAACGACACAAUGGAUUGGAAGAAUGCUACUGUGAAGGAACAGGAAAAAAUGCUGCCUACAGAAAAACCCAAAUUAGUGGUUCAAGACAUCGGAAUGAAGAUCCAAGCUUUAGACAGAGAAGUGAAAUAUCUAAUCAACAAAGCCAAAAACUUCCGACCAAAGCCGAAGUCGAAACCCAAGAAAAAUACCACGUCUUCUGCUAACGAUACAGCCACUAAUGAAACUCAGUCAGCUGACAGUAAAACUGAUUUACCGACUGAUGGGGACUCAGAGGACACAGGUACGACAUCAGAGGGGACCACAACGACUCCGGGAGAAGAAAGUGAGUUUCCCACACCACCCACGGAGGAGACCACAACGACUCCGGGAGAAGAAAGUGAGUUUCCCACACCACCCACGGAGGAGACCACAACUCCAGGUGAAGAAAGUGAGCUUCCACCUCCACAAACAGAGAGUGACACUACCAAAAAGGAGGAGGAAGAAGAAAUUUUACAACUAGGAGACGGUGAUGAUACGUCUACAACAACUACAGAAAAAGACAAUACAGAAUCUACGACAAGAAAUAAUAAACACGACGGCAGUGAUUUAUAACAUCGGAGAUACAUAGAUACCUAUUGAUUGUUAUUUAUAACCUGUUUCAUUAAUGUCAUCUUAUAGCCUGUUUCAUUUAAUGUGAUCAUGUACAGAGGCUGCAGUUUGGUGCAAACAGUGGAUAUUGAUUUCAGACUUCAGACAAUUGUGGAUGUCACUUGAAGCUUGUUUUGUAAAUCUUGAAAAUUUGUAUUUUUUGGUUGUCAUGUGGUCAAAAUUUUGUAUUUUUUUUCUCCAUAUUAGUCCUAUUGGACCGUUAAAAGAUUUUUUCAUGAAUUUAAAGCAAUUUUUCUGUAACAUUAAGUUUCUUUGGUGGUAUACUUCUUUUACAAUUUAACACUAUUCUGCGUUGUACCCUGGGGAACAAAUCCUGUAAAAAUCAAAUCUCUGGCUUUGACAACAUGUGUAUUUGUUUGACCAGUUAGACCUGGGUUGUUUGUCUAUGAAAUAAGGACCUGAAUGCUUUGCUUUCUGACAAGGUUCAACUUAGCGGUUUAAAGCCUGUAUUUAUGGUCCUUCCUUAUUCAUGUCUGAAAUGAUACAUUAAAAUGUUGGCAAUCCACCUAUUCUGUAUAUAGAGUAGAGUUUGUUUGCUUGGGUUAUCUCCCCCUUAGCAGCCAGGGUCAUUUUUAUAUGGGGUCCCCUUGUAGUAGAUAGUGGCUGACUUACUGAACAACAUACAGGAGGCCCAUCACACGUUAUGUAGAGCUUGCACCUGGGAUCUCCACCUGUUGUAAAGGUCUGUACUGAGAUACAGUCUCUCCUUAAACAACAGGGGAUAGCUGAUUUGUUAAAUACAGACUUCUGGCUACAAAAACAGGUUCAUUUCUAUAUACAUUCAUUUAAUGAGGAUGAUACUACAUCCCUCAUGUGGAACGUUGUGGAAGCGUCCUCGGGUGGAUCUAUACAUACAUUGUACGUAGAAAUAAUUUCUGAUCUACACAGAUGUAUAUAAAGAAACUAUUUAUUCUACAGUAAGCCAGAGUUAAUGACCUUGUUUAUAUCACUCUUGCUGUCCCGGCCCCAGAUUUAUAAAUCUUCCUUAACUUAAGGAAAUUUCCUUAGAAUUGCCCAUAGGAAAGCAUUACAUAUGUGAAGGAAAUUUCCUUGUAUCAAAUUUUUCCUUAUCUUGUGUAAUACUUUUCUGAAGCCUGGCAGGAUUUAUACAGAAAGGUCAUGAUGUUAUAAGGAAGAAACUAAAGUCAGUUUAGACAGUAUAUCACUUUUGAAGAUUUAAUGUAUUUCUCAGGUUUUACUUACAACAAAUUCACUUAUAUAUUGCAUAUGGAAGAUGAGGUAAGAAAGGCUGAAAGUUUUCAUUUUUCUAUACUAAAAUUGGAGACAAAUGAUCAAAAUCUAUAAAUCACAGCCAGGGCCACCGCGGUGAAACGUGCUAAUAGUUUCCAGAUUUUCUUGAUAUUUUCCUAUGAAUCAGUUUCUGUAUUGUUUAACUACUUUAACAAAUCCAUAUUUUGUUUGGAAGAACAACAUUAUAGAGGAAGGAGAUGAUUGGGAAGUCUGUGUCUGUGUGGUGUAUGACAGAAGAUGUGUGUUUUAUCGGAGAGUGUUGUGUGUUCAUUCGCAAUUUAGAUUUAUGCUCAUUAGUUUACACUUCAAGGACAAAGAUUUAAAUUCAGGUCGAGUCACACAAGUCAGCACAACAUAAUAUAUUUAUUCCAAGAUGCUUCAUUUUUUUUUUCAUUUUAAAGAAGGGGAGAAAUUAGUAGAACUGUUGAUGGAAGAGGAAGAAAUUACAUGAUUUCUGUUUCCCUACAACAACUUAUCAUGGGGAUGCAUUUUGAAAUAAAAUUUGAAAAAAAAAAUGUUCUUAUUGCUUGCAUACAAUGCUAUGAUGUAACAAUAGUGUAAAACAACAUCUUACAAUGACUGGUCUGUGUAAGUAAUGUGUUUUAUAUGAAAUUUUUAUAUAAGCAUUGCCAUACCUGUUGUUACUGAUACGUGUACAGGAUUCUUAGAUAAAAAAUCCUACAGGAGUGUUGAUUUAAUAUAAUUCAUAUUUCUGAGGAAAAUUUUUUAAAAAUCAGGCAAACUCUCUAACUUCUCUUUAAACAUUCCUGUCGUUCAGCGACUGUGAAGGGGAUUAUAUGAUAGUUUAGAUAUGGGACAUUUCACCAUGCUAAGCUGCUUGUUAACUCGCUGCCUAAUCACAAUAAUUUUUUUUGUCAAUUUCUUGACCUGUAUGUUCAGUUAAAAAACUUGUGUUCGUAAGUUCCUGAGUGACGAUAUUGAUCAAGUGUUGUAACAUUUUCGUAUUGUUUUCAACUAAAUAUUUUGUAUAUAAGGAUUUGAAUGUUGUAUGUUUGUGUACAAGAGAGAUAUGAUGUAUAGAAGAUCUAAUCACAUGUCUGACAAGUUUCCCAGCCUGGUGUUGUCUCUUAUUUAUUGUUGUAAAUAAAUAAUUUCAAUUUUUCAAGCGAGAUGGAUGUUGAUGAUGUCGUACAGGCAUUGUCAGGGCUACAACAGUAACAAAUGAGAUUUGACAAAAAUGUGAAUGAAAAAGUGCAGUGCAAGUUUAAUAGAAUAAACUGUUGAAUGACA